Molecule: messenger RNA, 18464 nt
Organism: Bacillus rossius redtenbacheri
Lineage: Eukaryota; Metazoa; Arthropoda; Insecta; Phasmatodea; Bacillidae
Gene: Hmt4-20
Exons: 10
Coding region: 1162-3966 (934 amino acids)
Cellular component (GO): nucleus
Molecular function (GO): protein binding; histone H4K20 methyltransferase activity
Source: RefSeq, a predicted model, not a curated record
UGUUCUGUAAAUUAAAUUAUUACGUUUGUUAAUGUCGGACGUAGUGCCAGGUCACGUAGCCAUUGAACUCGGCAGAGCUCGCAUUUUCAUUUCGUCGUGUCUAUUAUUUUGUUUUAUUUUGAAAUGUCUACAGAACGUGUAAACAGGCGAUGUGUGUAACUUCUUGUGACCAUUUAUUGAAGUGCUUAGUUUCCCCGUAUUUAGUUUUAACGAUCGUUCCAUGCGAUCCUCAAUGGGUGCGGUAGUAUUUCUGACGGCUAGAUAGUCGAUACGAGUCGGGUAAUGUAGUGCGUAAUACUAAUAUAAAAUUGUAACCGAAUACAGUAAUAUAAUCGUUUGUCUCUUAAAUUUUAUCAACCUUCAGCAGACAAUUACGUGGAAUUUUUCAUGUUACGUUUUUGAGGCGGACGUAUGUAUCUUACAAAUUCGUAUUUAAAUAAGCCGAAUGACAUUGACAAAGUUCCGCAAAGGAGCUUCUUUAUUAUUUAUACAUUCAGCAGUCGGUUUCAGGGAGUAUAUUUUAGCAUAAUAGUGUGUUGUCGCCGUUUUCUGAACAUAAGAAGCUCGAAUAGCCUGCUAGAAUUUUGAACUGUUUUUGUCAGGUAGUGGCAACUGUGUUUACACUUUUUUUUUUUAUUCCACAACAAACUUGCAGUGGGAAAACAUGGAGACAGGAAAUAGAACAAAGAGAACAUAUGUUUCUUACGCUACAGGAUUUUGUCAAAUUAUUAAUCAAACGUAAUAGAAACUAGGUUAAAGUAAUAUGGGAAACGUAAUUCACCAUACCUACAUGAAUUAUUAUGGACAAAACAUUCAUGUUGAUAGCAAAAUGUCGUGAAGAAAUGGUGCUUCUCUGUGCAGUCCCAUCACAAAUGUGCAAUUAAUGGGUGGGAUGUGCCUACUCCGCUGUAACAGAAACAAUUAAUCCAAGUUGCUGUGUGGGAUUGCCUUUAUGCUUUGAAGAGAGGAUAUCUGGACCUACACAAGAUGUUUGUUGGUGUAUGUGAUAUCAUGUGUGGCUGCAGCCUCGUUCUCGGCGAUGCUGCACUAUGCCUCAAAUUAUACGUCCAGUCGUGUAAAGAACAUUAUUAAAGUGCUAGUACUGUAGUAGUGAAGAGUUCAGCUUUAAGAAACAAUUGUUAAGCCUCAUAGUUACUCAGGAUGGUGGUGGACUCAAUAAGUCGCCACACGUUUCACAAGAUGCAGCCGACAGGGAUGACCCCCAAGGAACUGUCGGAGAAUGAUGACUUGGCAACCUCUUUGGUUCUAGAUCCACAUCUGGGGUUCAUUACCCAUAAGAUGAACAUCAGGUACAGGCCCUUUAAGACUAAUAAGCAAGAACUGAAGACUAUAGUGGAGGAUUUUAUCGAGAACCAGAACUAUGAACGUGCGUACAGCAGGUUGAUUUCCGGGGAAUGGUUGCCAAGAGCACACACAAAAACAAAACAGCAGCAACAACGGCUGGAAGAACAUAUAUAUAGAUACCUACGAGUGUUUGACCGAAAUUCUGGUUUCACAAUAGAACCAUGCUUUCGGUAUUCCCUUGAAGGUCAAAAGGGGGCCAAAAUAUCUGCAACCAAAAAGUGGAACAAAAAUGAGAAGAUAUCAUUCCUGGUUGGCUGCAUUGCAGAGCUUAGCGAAGAGGAAGAAAAACUUUUGCUACAUCCUGGAAAAAAUGAUUUCUCAGUGAUGUACAGUUGUCGCAAGAACUGUGCCCAGUUGUGGCUUGGCCCAGCUGCUUUUAUUAAUCAUGAUUGCAGAGCCAACUGUAAGUUUGUGGCGACUGGACGCGAUACAGCUUGUGUGAAAGUUUUGAGAGAUAUAGAAGUUGGCGAAGAAAUAACUUGCUUCUAUGGUGAAGAUUUUUUUGGAGAUGGGAACUGUUACUGUGAAUGUGAGACUUGCGAAAGGAGAGGAAUGGGUGCAUAUGCAAAAGCCCAAGAAAAGAGUGAGGAGAUUAGUAAUACUGGCUACAGGCUUCGAGAGACUGACAAUAGGCUGAACCGGUCGAAACAUCGCCAGCCUUCCCUUCAGAAGUCUGAAUUUCCAGAGGAAAAGGUUCUAGUUGAGAAGAGCGCAGAAAGUCGGUCAUCAUCGGCCAGUAGUGAAGCACGCGAGAACAACUCAUCCUCCCUGAGCUUGAAGGAACUGCGGCAGAAAGGACUUACAAAGUACGAUGCUGAGCUGCUGUUGGCCCAAGGCUGCAAGUUCAUGGGUUUGGAAGACUGUGAUAGCAUCAGCCAUGCGACUCGUAAAGCAACUUCAGAAAGGAUGCUCCUGGCAACGACUGUAAAUCAAAACCAACAGGUUAGAAGACCAAGUGACGAAAAAUACAGUAGAGACAGGGCUUGCAGAAGUUUGAGAAAUAAUCUGUCCCGGGCGAAUGGUGAAACGUUUUGUGUGAAAAGGAGGAGGAGUGUGGUAGGUUCCAAAUCUUGCCGCAUAUUACGUCGGACAAGUGGGAAAGUGCAGCACAAAAAUUGUGACUCUACCACAAAAAAUGUCAUCUCUCCUCCAGUCAGUCACAACGCAGGUACGUUGAUUGAUGACAUGCAGAGUAGUUCAAGUAAUUGUUCGAACGAGAACAGCAGCGAUGGGCAGAACGUUAACUGCAACCCUGUUGGGCGGAGAGAUGCAGUCAGAAACAUCGGCGAUGAGAAUGUUCCUAGUAUCGUUUCCGAGCAAAAGGGGGCAGUGCAGAGCCAUGAAAGACUCUGUAAAGAGGAUGAUAAAGUUAUUUUAUCAAAUGAGAAUACUAAUAAUGGUGAUAGCUUAAAGGGCCAUGUUAAAAACACUCAGUUGACUGAAUUAAAAGAAAGUGAAAUAUUGCGACGGUCGGUAGAGCCAAAUAAUGAUGCAGUGCAAUCAAGUGAGAGUAUAAAAGCACUGACAUUGCAUGAAUCGUUAGAACAGAUAACUCUUAAUGAAUCUUUAGAGCAAUCUUCAAGUGAACAUUCUUCUCGUGAUAUCGACAUGGCAAGUGAUGUUCAUACUAUUGAAAAUGAGAACCAGAUUCUAAACUGCUUGCCUAGUGUUCAGUUUGUGCGCAAAAUGGUGAUUGACAGUGAUCUUGAAGAUUGUUGGGAGCAUCAUUUAAAGCGGCUGUCUUCUAGCAGGUGUAAUUCCAAUGGCAGUGGGGGUUUUCUGGCUAGUGCUUCUGUUAAAGAUGUAGAUUUCCCUAGCAGUAAUGUGUGUUUUAGUGGUGCUAGGGAUUCUGAUAAAAAUUUUAAAGUUAGUGAUAAGGAUUUAUCCGUUCCUGUUUCUUUGGAACACUGUAGUAAAAGAACUAAAGAUAUUUACGAGUUUGACGACAAGGAGGACAAUGAAUUGGAUGAGCCUCAGCUGUUGCAUCGUUCGAGAAUGUCUGUCGUGGUGAACGGCGUGACGAACGGAAGCUGGGCGGGAGUGAAGGACUUUGCGUGCCGGGCAAAGAAAGCGGAGAAGUCGGUGGUCCAAGAGAACGGAGUGUGUCAUCGCAGCGACAGCAGCACCCACUCUUCCAGCUCGGAGUCGACUCCCACCAAGUCGGAGGGUGGCAGGCUGAAACUGACGCUGCGCAUGAAGCGCAGUCCAGUCCUGGACGAGGUGAUCGAGUCGGGCAACAGUUUGAGCGAAGACAGCUUUGAGCCAGAGUACGAAGUGCUGCGAGUCGAAGGCGUGGGCAACGAGAAUCACGUGUCCGAUGAACGUGCGAUCAUCUCUCAUCGGAAGAAGCGUCACAAAUCGAAAGACAAGGACAAGAGGCAUAGAAAGUUCAGAAACUUUGUGGAGUCGCGGGGCUCGGACGGCAAAGACAGAAAUGUGUACUUGAAAGAAGAGACUGACGACUUCUACACUUCCGCGAGCUCUAGGGAACCGAAACUGUAUCCCCCCAUGAAACGCCUGAGACUGAUCUUUGGUAACGAGACGCAUACUAUUGAUAUCCCAUCUACUGCCACAUCUAAAUCCAGCACAAAAUUUGCGUAGUAGUACUUUUUAGCUAGGUGAUACGUUGCAAAUUAUAACUAGAGCACAUUGAAGAAAUGAUAAUGGUUAAUACUUGUCUGUUCUACAGUUUUGUGAGAAAUUAUGUACAUGGUUUAUUUUUGUGUAAGUUUGUUAUGCUAUUAGUGUGUGUUAUUUAUUUUGAAUUGUAAAUUUUUAUUUUUUUAUAUGCUUGAAAAUGGACUAUUUAAGUUAACACAUAUUGUAUCUACUUAAAUUAUGGUGACAUUUUUCUUGUAUUUUUUAUUGACUGUUAUGCCAGUAACAAUUUUGUUGCAAAAACAUUUUGAUAACUAAUUGAUGAUUAUUAAAAAAAAAGUUAGGAAAAAAUUAUUAUGAAUUUGGAAAUGGGAGAAGAAAUGAAUCCUGAAAUAAAAAUUAUGUACAAGCUUGGAUGGCGUAGUUGAUACAUUCGAGGUGUUGUCAAGAGAGCACAUUAAAGUUUGGAGAAGUAAACUUUUUGCAGUAAAUAUCAUGUUUACAUGGUCUUUGAAUUUUAUUAAAACACUUGAGAUUAGUUAAUUUUUAAACGUGACAAAUAUUUUUGCCCAUCUUCCCUUCCACUUUAACUUUUUCUGUGUGUUGAAUUUUUUUUCAAUCAUAAAAAAUAUAUAAUUCAGUGUAUAGUUGGUGGAGUGUUGUAAUUGAGAUUUCUACGAGUUUUCUUAAAAUCUGCUUCCACCUAGUUGUGUAGCCUUCUGCAUUAUUUCAAAGUUAAUGUUGAAGGGGACUUUAAGGCUUGCUGCCAUGUGAUGGUCACUUUCAGUUGCGUAACUUGUAGCAACAUAUAGUAUUACAAUGAUAUUUGUUGAAAAAUUAUCUUUUAAAAAAAGCCAUUUGCAGUGACUCAGAUCAUCCUCUGUGCUCGCUGUACACGAAAUAUCCGACAAGCAAAAUAUACUACACUUCUCUCACACCAGCACAGUAGGGAUGCCAUAACAAACAUUAUACUUGGGCCUCUUAAGUGCCACUGCGGGUAAAUAUAUUAAAAUAUAUUUCUGUGUUAUAGGUGGGGGUAAUUUCCUCCAUUUAAUAAUCCUUUAAUUUGUGUAGAUACGUGAGCUUUAAAUUAUUAAUUCUCUUUUCUGUUGACAUUAAUGAAUAUAAACUGGUGAUUUGAAACAUUUUUAUGGACAUACCCCAUUGCUGGUUUUCAUUGUGUUCGUCUGACUAAUUCCUUUCACGACAUUCUCUAUGCUGUGUAUGCAUUCACACAUUUGACAUCGGCUGAUUUUAGCUUCUUUUUUUUUUUGUGUGUGUAUUCAUCUUGUCUAUUUGUGGUUUUUCUAUGUCAUAUAGUAAAAACUAGCAAUGGUGUGUGUACACAAGAAUGUUAAAGCAAUCUUCACCAUUGCAAGAGUCAUUCAAAGGACGUACAGUAUAAACUUUGGUAACAGCAUUUGCACGUGUUUUUAAGAGAUUGGUUUGUGUUGCUCUAUGGUUUCCUUCCCCCUGUUUAUCAUUUUUAAUUUUUUCCUGUUACUGGCCUGACAGUUGCUACUUUUGCAUAUUUGUUUUAUAUUUUUGUGAACUUAUGUACGUUCCUUCAUGUUAUUGUGGACUAAAUGUCAGAUAUGUUUUUCAAUCUGUGCACACAUGUUGUUCUUUAAUUAAAACAUUCUUGGUGUGCUCGACAAAACUUGUGAAUAGUUGUUAAACUGCUGUUCAUAAACUUUUAAUAAUGUAUGCUGUUAUGGCCUUUUAAGGAAUUAAUAUUUUUGUGUUCUAAUUACUGUACAUCCUUUUUUUUUGUAGUAUGUACUUAUAUCGUGCCUGGCGUAAAGAUUAAAUGGUUAACAUAGUUGUAUACUAUACAUAUUUAUGUACCGCAUGUAUUCUCUACUAUGCAGCCUGCUUUACUGACCCUUAUGUGUAGGCAGAGCUGCCAUUUAAUAUAAUACCAGUAUUUUUUUUUAACUCAAAACUUACUGCAUGUUUUAUAGAAUUGAAAGAGAAAUUACGUAAAAUUUUUUUUGCAAUAACCAUUAAAAUAAUAUUAAUAGUAGUGAAAACAUCAGACAAGCCUAAAUCACAGAGGAGAUAAGAACCAGAGGCGAAAUCAGCUGUGCACACCCGAACUCGCCGUGUUGACACAUCGUAGGCUAGCCGCCAUUUUUGUGGCAAGUAUAAUUCUGGCGUUGGUAUAGCGUUUUAAACUUUGGGAUGCUGCAGAGAUCAGUUUUAUGAAAAUGAAUGAGUUUCGUAAACGUUUUGGAGCCACUUGGUGCUCGGCACCAAACUGUUCAAACAACAGUGGUCAACCUGAAAAAAGAAGCUUCUUCAGAUUUCCUAUAGAUGAAAUACUGUAAGUAAAAAUAACGUGUCAACCUAGUACCUAUAAGUUCUGCAAUGUUGAUUCCACAACUUGCAAAAUGUGGCUGUUACUUUCCUUCUUCUAUUUGUUAUAUUAAUUAUCAGUAAUAUUUUAGAGUGUAAUGUGGGUUUGUUAACUUAUUCAGUAAACAAAUAUAGGAAUUAUCGCGAUUAAAAUUGGCGUAGCGUGUUAAAAUAAAAUAGCUGCUUAUAGACCUAUAAGUGUUCGAGUAAAACCAUCAGAGUGCUUUAAAACACAAGUGAUGGACUAAAAUUUUCAUUUAUAUGUACUUUUUUCAUAUGGGUACAUAUAGUGUUGAGUAAUGAUUUCAUAACAUUGAAACAUAAUCAGUUGUUACCUAACCUAAGGUAAACCUAACCAAACAUAAUUGUAACCUAAUAAACCUUAUCCCAAUGUAAUCUAACCUUAUCAUACUUAACAAAUGAGGGUAAAUGUUCCGUAUUGCGUAUCCAGGUGUAUCCAGAUAUACCUUUGAUCCUGAUGGCAUGAUCCUGUACAACUGAACCUUUGGUACAUGAUGCUUUUUUUUAGCAGUGGGGAUGAGCGUAGCGCCGACGUAUUUUACAGCGCGAAAGCUGAUAUAAAAAAUAAAUUAUUUGUAAGAUAAAUUACAUCAGGUUUCGCGCUACGCCUCAGCAUUACGUGUCUCUCCCACUGCUAAAAAAAAAAAAAAAAAAAAAAAAGCAUCAUGUUCCACAGGGUCAGCUGUACAAGACCGUGCCAUCAGAAUUGUACCAUCAGGACCACAGGGUUAACUUGGAUACGCAAUACGGAACUUUCACCCAAAUGAGAUUAAGUUAGUUCUUUAGUAAAAACAGGAAUUUUUUUUUCAGGACUUUUGCAUGAGAAGUUAUUCCUGAUAUUUACUAUAUAAUUUGAAUUUAUUGCAACAGGUUGACUACCUACUGUCCUAGAACUAUGCCUAUUACUUUCCAUGCUUUACGCACUUAGAUAAGUACCAAAAGAAAGGAAUGAUUAGUGUGUACAUCAUUUGUGUUUUUAUAUAUAUAUAUAUAUUUCUGGAGGAUCAAAUGCAACAAAUUUGAUAUAGGUCUUCCCACUAUGUUUUCUUGUAUGCAGAUAUAGUCAUGGAUUGUGUGCUGUAUAACCUCUGAUUUCACGCAAAUAAAAUAUUUCGUAAGUUGCCUAUGCAAACACGCCGUCACACACGGACAAAUAGGCUCGUCACUUAACUAAACACGCUCUAACACAACAAAAAAUCACCGUCUCAUAAUACUUCACCACUAGCCAAUCUACGCAUGAAUCGUAACUGAAUGCAUUCGUUACGUAUGGUCCACGCAUUAAAACUUAAUGGCAAAUUGAAUAUAAUUAUGUGUCGAGUAGAAAUUUUACGGAAUAAUGAUCCAUACUUCAGGAAAACGUAGCAUUCAACAUGUGUUUAUGAGCAGCGCACACGCCACAAACAUGGCGGCCAACUUUUCGACUGUGUGCUGUCGAGUGCGCCUCUAUUUCGUCUCUGGUUCACUUAUAUACUCUGUGCCUAAAUCAUGUAUCAUUUGUAUCUUUUUUUUUUUUUUUUUUACUUGAAACAUGGAAUAAUCUUGUAGAUAAGUAAACAGCAUAUUAUUACUAGACACCUGUAUGCAGUAAAAUUCUUUAUUGAAGUUCAUUUCAUUUUUUAAAUUGUAGACCAUGUAAUUUACCACUUGAUUUUGAGAAAAGACUAGCCAGAAUAUUUUACUUCAAAAAAAAAAACAGACUUGGCACUGCUUAGCAAAAUGUAGUGUCAAGUUCUACAUUGAAUAACAAUGCUCAAGUGUCACAUGUACACUUUUUCUCAGCAAUGAUUUCCAUUACUGAUCACAUUGUUCAAUAGUGUUGGCUUAAAAUUAGCUAACAUGGAACACCCCACAGCAUGUGAGAAAUUAUUAUAAUGAUAUCAGUCUGUCUUGUAUGCCUUUUUCUCCCGAAGUUGUUAAUUUAAGGAUAAAGUUAUGUAAUAUUUUAUACAUAUCGUUAAUUUACCAUGCUUAUCUGUAAUAAUCCACUUUUUUCCCGAUAAACCUUACUUCUCAAAUGAUUCAUUGUAAUUUAUUGCAAGACAUUUUUCUUUAAAUUCCGCCCACUGCAGACAAGUGAAUCAACAUAUAUUCGGCGAUCUUUUAUCUGGAAUUCUUUCAUUUGGUACAUUUGGUAAUCUGACACCAAUUGAGCUGCUCGUGUCAAGGUUUUUUUUUUUUUUUUUUGUAGGUUCUGAACGCAACAUGAUUUAUUGGUAAAUGUGUGUAAUUGCGGAUUUUCCUUUAAUAAAAUAACAACAUUUAGAUAGUGGUACUUUUCAACAUUACAGAUCUUUCUCUAUUCACCCUAAAAACAGCAUUUGAAAAUUCUUGCUGGAUUCCGAGAAACUCACAUUUAUAGGCAAAGUGGUGUAUUGACGUCAGUUUAAAGUUCCCGCUACAUUUAACUAUGUGUGUUUUUGUACUGCGUUCGCUAAGUGUGAAUUUGUGUUAAUAAGGAAAUAGUCCCGUGAAUAAUUUGUUUUGGUACUACUUGUGGCAAGCAUGGUUUUAUAUUAAGGAAAAUAGUCCUUUAUAAUCCAACACAUGUUUUUGUGAUUGCAAGUAUAAAGACAAAUAAAUGAAGGGAGACUGGUGCAGUAACACGAAUUCCAUCUGUGCUUGCUAUAGUGACGUUAAAUUAUAUUGUGAUAUAAUAGCGCAGCCAAGACUGUUUUCCACGAGAGUGAUUUUCCUGAUUGUUGUCACCACCCUGCUGUUUCUUUUACGCUAUCUGCAACCUGAUCCUGUGGUUCUCCGGAUAUCCUUAUGAAUAUAACAAGGCCGGGUCUUUUUCCAAAAAGACUGAGUUUUUAUGUCGGUGUGUUACGACCGCUGCCAAGACUAUUUUCCACCCUAGUGAGUUUUCCAAUUCAAGUGAAAAUCAAAGAAUAUUUAACAAUAUUCACUUUCAGAAAUUUAUUAUUUUAUUUACGGAAAAGUCGCUCAUCUAGAAAUUCGCCAACUUUUUUAACAGACACAUUUGGGUAUUUUUUCCUUGCCAUAGCAGCUCAUUACAACUUGUUUUAGAUUUGAGAGCUUUAUAUUGAAAUUGAAAAAAAGAAUUCUUCACCCGAUAUUUUAAAAAAUUUCAAUGAACUUGUUUCAAUUUUUACAUGUCUAUUUUUUUUAUAUAUAUCAUUACAAUUUUCUAAAUUUCAUAUUAUUAAUGGAAAUGUGGCAUUUUGAGAAACAGGUGUCUACAUCUGUUCAAAGUAUGUGUGGAAAAUUGGGUUAAAUAUCCAUCUCACUCAGACUGUUGUAAAUUAUGGAAGUUAAUUUAUUUGUGUGGUACAUGAAUAUGUACAGUGAGGUAUGUGGCUAAGGUUCAUAGUUUGUCAUGGAAUGACCUUUAUUUCAGAUUUAGGCACCGUGAAAGCUUAGUUUUUGUUUGGUAAGAUUGAUUGGAAAGUUUUCAAAAUUUGAGUUUGGCUAAUGCUGUUUCGGAAAUUGAAAUCUGCAUUACUUGGUGAUGCAAUUAAUAGUAAAAAAUGGCCAAACACUUAAGCCUGAAAUAAAACUUAUGCCAAGUUAACUGGAGAUUCCAAAAUGCGGAAUAACUCUUCCCCGUAAUGUUUUUGAAACAAACCUUUAAAGUAGUUUAUGUAAAUAUGCUUAUUAUUUGGAAAUUUUUUUUGUACCUUCAUAAAGUUUUCUUUCACAUCCUUUUCCCAAAAGUCCAUCUUUAUGAUAUUUGUUGUAUUUUCUAUAUAUAUAUUUAUAGGUAUAUGGCUAAAUGUAGUUUGCAUCGUUGAAAUUUUUUGUACUUUUUGAAUGUGCAUUAUAUUGAAACUCAGUACAUAUGUUGCUUCAAGCAAUGGCUGCAGUGCAAUUGAGAUACGUAUUUAUUCAGGGACUUUAAACUGGUGUGCCUAUAGUUGAUGGAAUGGUAGAAACCUUAUAUUGGUAAAAUUUAUGCUGUCCGCAAUUAAGUUAAAAUUUUGUUUAGAAUAAUGCCUAAAAUUUACUUCCUGACAUUAGUUGCUGUUAAAUAAUUUUUAUGUGUGUGUAAUGUAAAGUUGUAAAAACAUAUAAGUUAAAUAAAAUUAUUUAUUGAUUACAUUCUUUUGCAGGUCAGGUGAUAAAAUUUUAGAAUGUUGCUGAAAUGUUAUCAGGUGAAAGUUAUUGGAUGAAAAAAGCUCUUUUCUUCUUCCUUUUUUUAAAAUUGCAAUUUAAGAUAUGUAUGUUAUAAUUUUUAUCAUAUUCAACAAUAUAUUGAAUUUUUUUAAUAGAAAAAAGGCAAAUAAUUUUGUGUAAUAUUUCACCUGGGAAAUUCUACUUCACUUGAAACAUUUGCAUUUGUCUCAUUACCAAAUGUUAAAAGUUUUUAUUUGUAUGGCAAGAGCAUAUUACUACUUGGUUGUCAGUAAUUUUGUAUCUGAUAAAAUUGAUUUUGAUAUUGUGUAAUUAAUCUCCAGAAUGUGCUUUGCUAGCGAAUUUUAUGUGGUGAAUGCAACAUAUGCAUUUAGUCUUUUGUUUUUCUAAAUGGUUUAUGCAUAUCAUGCAUAUUAAUGUAAUGUAAAAAUAUUUUACAAUUUUUUUUUUUUUUUUUACUUUUUAUAGGCUGUUUAGUAAUUUGGGUAUGCUUGGUUAGAUUGGUAUGCAGUUAGGAUUAUUUUGAAAUUUUUAUAUUAUUCCUUUACUCAUCAAAAUAUGAAAAAUGUUGUGCAAUAUUACAUAUACAAAAGUUGGUUAUUCAGUUGGUGUAUAAUAUUCCAUUCCAGGUUUAAACCUUGUGGAACACAUUUCAGUAAUGAAAUGAUAAGUUAUGUCAGUAAACCUUAUUAAAAUUGUUUCUAUUUUGACUGUCAUUGUCUUAGAAUGCACAGUACAGUGACAUUCCAAUUAACUUUUUGUCUUUCUCUGAAAUUAGUACUUUAAUUGAACAUUUGUUGCCAGUACUAGUACUUGAUAUAAACGAGUUUGGGGUUUGUUCAUCUGUGUAAUUAAUUUUACAGAUGAUUCCCAUAAAAUCUAGGUUUCUCUAUGUUCAUGUAUUAAAACAAUUUUUUCUUAUGUUUGUUUAAAGGUAGCUGCAAUUGUUUAUUGCUGUGAAUUGUAGGAAACUAAUAUAAUAUUUUUACUUCUUGGACAUGGGAAUGGUCUUUUAACUUUCCACCUGACUGGCAAUAAAUAAAAUAAAUCUGCAGAUGAUUGUACCAUUACACAUGUGAGAUACGGAGGUUAUUGCGUGUAGAUGUGCUUGAUUCCCUUAAAAUAAUAUUGUGACUUUUUCUAGAUCGUUUUGCGAUUUCUAUAUUAAUUAAUACUCAGACCUAUAAGAAGACAUAUUUAUUGUUAUAAUCAUUGUUUCUCAUACUUUUUUUUACAAGUGUGCACUAACUCUUUUAUGUACGAGGGAUGUUCCGAAAAUAAGUUUUAUAGUUUUUUUUACUGAAAAGCUUUAUUACAAGUAGAAAAAUUCAAUUUCUUGGCAAAAAACAAUUGCUUGUCUAAUUUUUCUACGUGGUUGCCUGUGACGUGGGUACUUUGGUUGUACCGUGAACUAAAUUUCAAGGAACGCUCCUGAUUAAAAUUAUUUCCAGAAUAUUUCAGAAAGUUCUUCCCAGCCGGUCGCAUCGCUUCUUACGGAAACACUAGUCUUACGUGCUCUUUCAUAGCACUCGACGGCACACACUUCCAUUCAGGACCAUGUUUCCAGCACGCGUCUUUCUGCCAUGUUGGCUGGCACUCGACUGAGCUGGGGCACUGUGUUCUGCAGCUUGUACCCAUUCUUCAGCACACUUUGUACGCGCCGUUUCUCCUCUGCUCUCGCUCUUCCCGUCGUGAGUUCAGGGAAGAUGGUCAUUUUUUAUGACGAUGGGUUUUCUCACUGGUGUGGUACAGCUUCUCUGUUAAAAUAAAAAUUACAAACUUAUUUUCAGAACGUCCCUCGUAGUUACGACGGGCAAAGAAUCUUUAUGCCUUAUUAUGACGGCGAGCAAGAUGUCACAGUCGGAUUAUUGAACAUCUGCCUGUUUCAUUGUGUUUUGAUGUUGGAAAACUUGAUUCUUUAAAUUUUAAUUCAACUGUGAGUUGGUGCAUACAUACAUACAUACAUACAUACACACACACACAUGCACGCACGCACGUGUAUGUAUAUAUGUAUGUAUCUUGCAUGUAGUUUGCAAAUAUGUAUUUGAGAAUUCAUGUCUAGAAGCAGCCUUGUGAACAUAUUUUAUAACUUAACCUAUCUUUUUUUUUUUUUUUUUUUUUUAGCUAUUCUUUACGCGUAUGAAUAUUCAGGAUUCUUGGCAUGCCUAUGUAAUCCAGUUCCCCCAUAUUCAGGAAUGUGUGACUAUUUUUAAUUUAAGUUUACACGUUACCUAUUAAUCAUUCAGUGCUUCAAGAUUUUCAAAAACUAUCUACUUAAAAGUGACUACACCAAGCCCCAGUCAGGUGGUGUAAAGCUUUACCUAUGGUCGAGCCAGAUAUAUAAUAUAUAAUUGUAGUCAAAACUAAAUAUCUUUCCAAAUUUUAACAUUGUAAUUUUUGGCGUAUGAGAAGACACACAACGUGUAAGACAAGGUGAACUGUCAGGAUUGAAAAGUGAAUAUUAAAUUCUACCUACAUAUAAGAUACAAGGCAACUUGGUCUUUGGUGUCAAAGUAGCACAACCUUGGUUUUGUCUACAUGCAGUCUAAAACUAUUCUGCGAGGUAUUUUAAGAAGAAAUUAUGUGAGUAGGGAAGCUAUAAAAAAAGACUGCUUUGGUUUUGCUAACUAUGAAAUAAUAAUCGGAAGUCAAGACAGCAGUGAUGAACAGGAGGAACUUGUUGAUGAGCAUCUUUAUAUUAAAAAGAAAAUGGGAGAUCAGUUUUAACUACAUUAUUUUUAAAUUUUUGCAGCUUAGGAAAAAAAAAUACCACAAAGUAAAACAACAUAUGCGAACCACAGUCAAGUCUUUCUAGUAAUAUUUCUUCCCAGUAUUAUUUCUUUUACUUCUACGAAUUCUGACUCUUGAGUUACAGCAGUCCUAAGUAUUGCUAGUUGUGCAAAUUCUAUGGAAAAAUAAUGUAAGUACCAACUUAUAUGCUGGAAAAAUCUGUAUGCUGUUUAGUUUCCCAUUGCAUUUGUUUUAUCAAGCCUGGAAGAAGUUUAGUCGCAGAUAUUUCAAGAGAGCCAAUCAAGUGGCUUUCUAAUUCAAUUCGUUGAAGUUUUAAUUCCAAAUUCAUUACACACUACAUAAAUUACAGUUUGUAAAUUUGUAGUUUUCAGGUACUUGCUUACCAUUUUGUUUUGAUUUUUUUAAAAGCUACUUUUGUAACUCAUAUCCAUGGAUUGUGUUAGCAGUUUUAUUUUAAUAGCCACUGUCCUGUAGAAUGUUUUUUCACCCUUGCAAACAUAUCCAUGAGGUCACUGUUGGAAAUGCUCACGUGUGGUAUAAGCACAAACUAAAUUAUGUGCAGCAUUGAAUAAAUCAGUAUCUUCCGUUGCAGAAGUGGGGUAGUGAAAUUUCACAGCACUUCAAGAGAAACCAGACUGUUUUAAUUGUAAAGAACAAUUAAGAAUGUUGAAUCCUUAAAAAUUAUGUUUUUUUUUUUUUUUUUUUUUUUUUUUUUUAAGUGAUUGUAAAUGGAAAACCUAUUUUGCAGUGAGCAAAUUGCAGAUAGUUUUUUUAUUGAUGUUCUUGUCUCUUAUUUUGUAGAUGUGCUUGUGUUGACUGUUUUGAUUGUACAGUGUAUAAAAUUUUAUUUUGGUGUGAAUGAAAUUGUUAAAAAUAUUGACAAUUAUAUGAGGCCUGUAAUCUUAUGCCAUACAUUGUUUGUAUUGUUGAUGCACUCUUUGUGUAUAGUUUCAAAUUUUAAUUUAUGCAACAUGAAAAAAACUGUGUUAGUAGUGUGUAUUUUCUUGCAUGUGUGAAUAUUUUUUGUCUGUUUUGUGGUUGACAGUUGUUAUUGUUUUAUAGUUUCCUGUCAUUUUGUGUUUUUGCUUUCUCAGUAUUAAUUUUUUUUUGUAAUUCCUAUAUCUACUAUGGAUAUUUAAUGUGUUCUAUUGCUGGGAUGUUCCACAAGUAAUAUCACAAGUUAAAUAACUCUUUUGUUCUUAGUAUCUCUGAUUUUGUUUUGUGAAGUUUACUUUUUAAUGUGGUGUAAUGCUUCUGAUGUAAACGUAUUUAAUUCUUUCAGACUAUGCAGUAGUUUACCAAAUGAGAAGUAGUUUGUAAAAAAAAAACGAAUCUGCCAGAAUUUACGGUUAUACCAAUGGACAGGAAUUUUUUGUGAUAAAGUUUGACUGCUCAUUAGACUGCAAUAAUGCAAUAAGGUAUACCUGCUCUAGUGUUUUCUUCCUUGUUAUUGGUGGCCGUCUGCAAGAGAAACCAUUCCCUUGUUUGGCUGGGCCAUUCAGGAUGCUUUGGCGUCUACACGGAACGGCUGUGAUUCAUGUGCUGAUAGUAGACAUGUACCUGAAAUAAAAUCUACCAAUCACAAAACACAGUUGAUGCUGCAGUUUUGAAUACACAGCUUGUCUCAAAAAAUUUUCGAAAGUAUAUGUUCUUAAUUAUACACUAUCUAAAUAGGUAUUGUCACGAAUGUAUAAAUUAUCCUUUUAAAUACAGUUCCCAGGUUAUAUUUAUGAUUAUUAGUUUGGUUUACUUAGAAGAGUCUUUUUAUAAAGUUUUAAAAAAUGUAUAGUAAAUGAUUUGUCUCCAUAGUAUCUACAGCUAUGCAUCAAGCUGUCAAUGGCAAUUUGUAGUUUGAAGGAUAGUGCAAUUGAAACUUUUAUAAUCCAAAGUUUGUCAUUGCAUUUGACACUUGUGUAUUUGUUUGAUAUCUGGCAAUGUCCAGGAUUUGAUGGUUUGAGAAAUCUUUGGGUUUUGCAACUUGGUCUGUAGCUUUGGACAUUUGUCAGUAUAACAGACAAGAACUUUUUAGAAGCUCCCUUGAAGUUACGAACUCUUUCCUCUGGUGGUUAGGCAAUGUCACCUUUAAUUAUCAUCAGACUUUAACCAUGCAGUAAAGCUUAGGAGGCUGUGAAUAUUAUUCUUGCAGCAUUGCACCACCAAUUGUGAUUAAAACUUAAAAAUAUUAAUUAAAUAAAAUUUAAAAUCCAACGGGAGGAAUUAGUGCAUGAUAUACCUUUAUUCUUUGUGUUUGGCUAAACACUGUUUCUGUACUUACAGCUCCUAACAAUCACAUCACCCGAUUUAAUGCUUGAAAAAAUAGACCUGGUUUCUACAGUUAUUUGAUUCGUCAUUAGAACAGACUUGAUUUCUGAAAGCUGGCAUGUUUAUUCUGGUGUGAUGGCAAGUGUCACUAAGCAUUUUCAUGAAUAAGAGAAAAGGUAGGUUAAUCUGUGCAUAAUUUCACGUGUCUCUUACUCAGAUUGGGCAAUUUUUGUAACUAGCUUUUAACAGGUGUUUCAUCCCAUGUCAACCAGCUCUCUUAACAUCUCUUAAAGUCUUGUUGCUUAGGUACUUAAGGUAUUAGUGCUGCAGUGCUGCCAACUAUUACAGUGUGUCCAUCAUAGUUAUUUAUUUAUAUGUCCAGUAAUGGAAAAACUUGAUUGGCCUGAAAUAUCAGGUGUAUCAACUUUUUUAUGAUAAAUCUCGCGCAUAUAUAUUUUGGCUGUAUUUAUAUGGCACAAUAAUUUUGGUUAAAUUCAUUGUAGCGUAUGUGUGCUUUAAAAACAUUUUUACCUCCGAGAAGAUUCAAGUUCAAGAAGUGAAUUAUUACGUUAGUUUUAUUAAUGAUUAGCUGUUUUUAGAUUUGUAUAAUUAAUAAUUAGCUCAUUUCUGUACAAGCAUGUUAAUAGUUUUGUAGAGUCCAGUAUUUGGCGUGAACGUGAUUGUGUGACAUGGUCGACAGUUGGUGUGUAGAUUCUCGUAAUGAUAGGGGGAAUUCACGUGAUGUGUAGAUGAACCAAAUGGGUAAUGUUGCCACCAGUCAGUUAAGUUUAGAGAGGAAGUUACACCCCUGGGACCACACACACUGAUGGAGAUGGAAAAUGUGUGUGAGCCAGAUGAUCAGACUUUCUCUUCGAGAUGAUUGAAUUCCUGGUGUGUGCAACUUUUUUUUUUCUUUCCAGUAAACACUGAAGCAGACUUGAACUUUGACUAAUUGUUGCGUUGACGUGGCAUAGUUAUGUCCUAGCAUGAGGGUCCAGGGACCACCAAGGUUGCUGGUGCUGCCCUCAUGUAAUCACCACAAUAUUUCCUAAGGAACAUAAGUUUUAAAGACAGAACAUUCUGGUUGUUAAUGUCUCUAUCGCUGACGAGUAUUGGCUGAUCCAUUUACUAUAGAUAGAUGUUUUCUUGCCACAGUGGCAACAAACUCAAUAACUUGCUACUGUGGGAUUGCUGUUCAUUUCAUGGUUAUUCUUAAAUAAGAGGUAGUGUUUCAAAUGCUGAUUUAUUCACGACUAGAUUAUCCAUCACUUCUUCUGUAUGGUAGUUCCACAACAUUAACUACGAGUACAAUUAUCGUUUUCAUCUUAACCUGUAAAUUGACAACAGUCGUCCCUUUACGGCAACAGAUAAUUGAGCCCUUCAGUUAAUCAAAACUUCAAACCUGAAUGAAAGCAAUAAUAAGCCCCCCUGAGGAUUAUCAGAACCAUAUGUCCAAUCUUCAUGCUUCUCCUGCUUGGGGGAUAUUCUUUAACAAACUGCACGCGGGGCAGGGAACACAGGAAUGGGUUCAGGACACCUAAACAUAAUCGUUAACGUCCUUAUGCCAGUGUUAUCGAAUUGAGAGACUCGCAAAAUACAUUAGUGUUGGUUGCCGGUUACGUAGAGUAAGGAUGAAACACACUCACUGUCAGACGGACAGCGGCCAAAAGGACUCUACUGCAUGAGAAGCCGGAAUCUCCCCCGGAACCGUGGGGCUCUUCUGUUUAUAUAGCGGUCAGCGGGGAGGCUAUGUGUGUGUGGCUGGAGGAGUGCUGAGCCCCCACUCCUUCGAUUUCUAACUAGAAAGCUGAGAGCUCGCUUCUGCCUCUCAGCUGAACGAAAAGCAACGUCCAUAGUGGACGCUAAAACUGGGUCAAUAAAUCACGUGAUACAGUGGUCUAAAUGUAUUUGAGAGCACGGAUCUGCAUUUCUUCUCGAGUUCCUUGCCACUUACAAACUGUGGUUUCCAUACCUGCUUCUUGUAUUUAGAUUAAAUAUUUAUGGGUAAUUAAAUUAAACUAUAAAAUAAUUUAAUUACAAGGGGUCCGAUUUCUCACGAUUGUGUUUGCAUUAGGUGCAUUUCAUUGUAUGCAUAAAUUGUGCUAACUGAUGAGUGCCUGGAAGUGGGCAGCACUGGUGCGGUAAUGAACUGGUAGCAUUUGCUGUGAUUAUUUCUUCAUAAGAAUGUAAAUCUUAUUAGUUUUGUACAGCAGCCACUGUAGUAUUUGUAGUAAUUGGCAGCUAGCUUUACCCACAACUUCUUAGCAUGUUAUGUAGGAAUUGCAUUGAAAAGUUAUAGCGAGAUGCAUCCAGAAAAACAGAUGUGCAAUCCUGUGUGAGUAUAAAAGUGUCCUAAAAGUUGUGACAUACAUUAUUUUCAUGAUAAAUUACAUAAAAAUCCAUUGAAUAAUUUUUACUAGGUGCUGUGACAGAUAAGCAGACCAACAAACAAGAUUUUAAUUUUAUUAUUGCCAAAACUGCCACUAUUUUGAAAAUAUAUUCAAGUUUAUUGUAGUGUUUUAUUAUAUAGAAAUACUCUCGUGGUUCAGUUGUAUCAGUGUAAUAUAAUUUGUGAUAUUGAAGUAAGUGUGUGACUGUGAUAUUAUUUGUGGAAUAGUUCCCUUAUAUUUUUAUAACACUAUAAGGGUUAGCAUUUAGCCAUCAGCUUCCACUGCCUUGUUUACCAUGCUCUCUGGAACAGCUCCCUUGGUGACUUGAAGUUUGUUAUUUGAAUACACUGCUAGAAGUUGUAUCAUCUAAGAUGAAAGUAUGCGUGAUCCUGGUGUAAAUUUUCAGUGAUAUUUUGUAUUUGUGUCUGCCACUAAGGUAAUUAGUGAAGUUAAUAUUGUGUAAGCUGGUAAUUAUGUUUAUAUGUAAAAAUAUUUUUUUUUUAUUUAUAUGAUUGUGAAGGUUGGAUUCUAAUCUUUGUUUGUAAAUAUUUUUUUUAGGAUCUGCAUUUAGUGGUUUGUAUCAUAUGUUUUUGAAGAUAUUAAAAUUCUUUUUGGUGAAAAAAAAAA